AUGACCGAUACAUACGAGCUGUGGGUGGGCGGCCGAGAACAGCCGGGCAAUGGCGACCUCUGCCACUCGGCCUCCGCCGCAGAUGUCAAUGACAUCGUAACAGCCGCUCACGAGACCUUCAAGUCAGGCGUCUGGUCAAAGGCACCCCGACAGACACGCGCCGAUGUCCUCGAUGCCGCCGCCAACCUCUUGGCCACUGCCAUGCCGCAGCUCAUACCGCUCGAGGUCCGCCAGACUGGCCGUGCCAUCCGCGAGCUUAACGCCCAGGUCCCCACCCUGACCAAGUGGUUCCGCUACUAUGCUGCCCUUCUGCGCACUGAAGAGCGUUCGGUUCUCCCUACCUUUGGCAAGCUGCACAAUUGGGUUGACCGUGUGCCCCUCGGUGUCAUCGUCCAAAUCACCCCUUUCAACCACCCGCUCCUCAUCGCCGUCAAGAAGCUCGCGCCGGCUCUGGCUGCCGGCAACAGCGUCAUCAUCAAGCCCAGCGAACUCACGCCGUUGACCACUCUACGGCUGGGGGCUAUUUUGCGUGAGGCUGGUCUUCCCGACGGGGUGCUUACUGUUCUUCCCGGAUACGGCGCCACAACCGGCAAGGCGCUCGUCGAACACCCCCUCGUGCGCAAAGUGGAUGUGACGGGCGGAACAGCGGCUGGCCGAGCCAUCGGAGCCAUUGCUGGGAAGAACCUGGCCAAAUUCACAGCCGAGCUUGGCGGCAAAGCACCGCUCGUCGUCUUUGACCAGGCCAACGUUGAUGUCGCCGUCAACGGUAUCGCCUUUGGCUCCUUCAUUGCUAGUGGACAGACGUGUGUUGCCAGCACGAGGAUCAUUGUCCAAGAGAGCAUCUACGACGAGGUAUUGGCCAAGCUUCAGACCAAAGUCGAGUCCAUCAAAAGACGUAUGGGUGCACCGAGUAAUUCUGAGUCUAUGAUGGGGCCACUGGUCUCCGCGAAGCAGCUGAAGAACGUCGAGGAUUUGGUCAACGAUGCGGUUGUGAACGGCACGGCUGCCAUACUCGCGGGGGGCCGUCGCAUGACAGGUACGGGCUCGGUCGACGGCACCGACUUUUCCAAGGGCUACUACUUUGAACCCACGAUUCUAGGCGCAGCUAGUGGAUUGAAGGAGCUUUUGGCAAGUCGCAUCUGGAAAGAAGAGGCCUUUGGCCCGGUCAUUGUGGUGGCCAAGUUCAGCACGGAACAGGAAGCUGUCAACCUGGCCAACAACAGUGAGUUCGGUCUCGGUGCAGCUCUGUGGACCAAAGACCUGUCUCAAGCAUUCCGCGUUUCGGAGCAAAUCGACGCUGGCAUCGUAUGGGUGAACACGCACCACCGCAACGACCCGAGCAGUCCGUGGGGGGGAGCCAAGGGGUCCAGCGGCGUGGGCAGCGAGAACGGCCGGGAUGCUUUCUACGCGUACACCAAGAUGAAGAGUACGAUUAUCAACUACGCCUCGACGGAGGAAGCGCUCGCCGCCGACGAUUGGUUCCGGGAAGGCACUGGAGAUGUGAGGUAUGGAUAG
Messenger RNA from Verticillium alfalfae VaMs.102, 1515 nucleotides. RefSeq names its product aldehyde dehydrogenase. Gene Ontology annotation, molecular function: aldehyde dehydrogenase (NAD+) activity. NCBI's taxonomy places the organism in Eukaryota, Fungi, Ascomycota, Sordariomycetes, Glomerellales, Plectosphaerellaceae. Bases 1 to 1515 code for a protein of 504 amino acids. The record is from RefSeq and is a predicted model, not a curated record. The transcript is spliced from 2 exons.